Messenger RNA from Papilio machaon (common yellow swallowtail), 1551 nucleotides. Its product is annotated as S-antigen protein-like. The transcript has 9 exons. NCBI's taxonomy places the organism in Eukaryota, Metazoa, Arthropoda, Insecta, Lepidoptera, Papilionidae. The record is from RefSeq and is a predicted model, not a curated record. Bases 157 to 1551 code for a protein of 464 amino acids.
UAUUAAAAGCCCGUCGCUGGCGAGCGGGGCAUGUUAGCGAAUUUUAGCACGUAACGAACUUAGCCGGCACUGUAUUGAGGCUUUAACUUGUGUUGUAUAUUGACCGAGGAACGAACCCCUAACUGACUGACGGCCUGCAGGGCCAACACCUGCGCCAUGGGGCGGGGGUUACAAUUUUUUAUUUUGGCGUCUCUGGUCAUAACGGUGAUCAACGGGGAAUCCCCAAAGAACGUCACAAAGGCAGAUAUAGAAAAAAAUAUACGAGGAGCACGUCAAUACGAUCAAACGUACCCUAACGACAAUGAAGUUGUAGUUGAUAUACAAGACGACGAGAAAAAGCAAUACUAUGAAACCAAUUACGAUACAAGUGCAUACGGCUUUGGCUACGACGUUGGUCCGAACGGCCAGUUCCAUCACGAGAACCGCGGCCCGGACGGAGUGACGUAUGGUUGCUAUGGUUAUGUCGACCCUGACGGCUACCUACGCGCUACGCACUACGUGGCCGAUAGUCACGGGUACCGCGUGGUCGAGCCGGAGAAGCCAGUCGAAGUCUUCCCCGAUGAGAAGCAUGAAUACGAUGAAAAUGACGUAUCUGGAUCAACACCAGCCAUACCUGGGCAAACGAUACCAUGGGAGAAACUGUACUUCCCGAAAGGUUGUGGGCGUACACCCGGUGGUGUGCCCCCAAGGCCGCCGCCGAAACCGACACGCCCGCCUCCCACCGUUGCACCGCGCCCUCCGCCCGACAGCGCCGGACAGACAAGCAACCCUAAACCAGGAGUCUUGCCACCAGGUGGAGGUGCUUCAAAUGGACCCAAUGGCCCAUAUGGACCCGGUUAUUACCCGGGAACUCCUGGCUCCCCGGGGACACCGGGCACUCCAGGCACUCCAGGCACUCCCGGUACACCGGGUAGUCCAGGCUCUCCAGGCACUCCAGGCGGACCUGGUGGACCAGGCGGCCCCGGAGGACCAGGCGGACAAUAUGGACCAAGUGGCUCUGGGCCAAACGGGCCUGAAGGCUCCAACGGACCUAACGGGCCAAGUGGUCCUAACGGACCGUACGGACCAGGAGGCCCCAAUGGACCAUACGGACCUGGAGGUCCUAACGGACCGUAUGGUCCUGGAGGACCCAAUGGACCAGGAGGGCAAGGAGGUUAUUACCCCGGCACACCAGGCACACCAGGCAGCCCAGGAAGUCCUGGUGGACCAGGCGGACCAGGAGGACCAGGCGGACCUGGUGGACCAGGCGGUCCUGGCGGCCCAGGUUCAGGUUCUGGAGGCGGUUACUACCCAGACAAUGGACAAGGUCAAGGUGGCCCUGGAUCUGUAGGUUCGGGAUCAGGGCCCGGCUCAGGCGGUGGAUACUAUCCAGGCGGUGGACAAGGACAAGGGCCUAGUGGAUCCGGUGGGGGAUACUACCCAGGAGGCGGACAAGGACAAGGUGGUCCAGGCUCUGGAGGCGGGUAUUAUCCAGGCAGUGGACAAGGUGAUAAAUCUUUAUUCAGAUAUUUGUUCAGCCAUAUGCAAUCGUCUAAACCACUUUACUACUAA